UUGCUCCUCACACUUGCUUUUGACAUAGUUGUGUUGAAGCACAAGCCCAGAAACAGACACCAUGGUGCACCUGACUGAUGCCGAGAAGGCUGCCAUCUCCGGCCUGUGGGGAAAGGUGAACGCUGACGCAGUUGGCGCUGAGGCCCUGGGCAGGCUGCUGGUUGUCUACCCUUGGACCCAGAGGUUCUUUGAACACUUUGGGGACCUGUCCUCUGCCUCUGCUGUUAUGGGCAAUGCCAAGGUGAAAGCCCAUGGCAAGAAGGUGAUCACUGCCUUUGCUGACGGCCUGAAACACCUGGACAACCUCAAGGGCACCUUUUCCGCCCUGAGUGAGCUGCACUGUGACAAGCUGCACGUGGAUCCUGAGAACUUCAGGCUCCUGGGCAAUAUGAUCGUGAUUGUGCUGUCCCACGACCUGGGCAAGGAUUUCACCCCCGCUGCACAGGCUGCCUUCCAGAAGGUGGUGGCUGGAGUGGCCUCUGCCCUGGCUCACAAGUACCAUUAACCCCCUUUUCUGCUCUUGUUUAUGCACUAAUUUUUUUUUGUCCCCUGGAGAAAAACUCUCCAUGUGGGCUAAAUAAUGAAGACCUUUGGGCUUCUACUUCUAUCUAAUAAAAGAUAUUUAUUUUCCUUGCAA
Messenger RNA from Arvicola amphibius (Eurasian water vole), 637 nucleotides. RefSeq names its product hemoglobin subunit beta. The transcript is spliced from 3 exons. Gene Ontology annotation, molecular function: haptoglobin binding; hemoglobin alpha binding; oxygen binding. The coding region runs from base 62 to 505 and encodes 147 amino acids. NCBI's taxonomy places the organism in Eukaryota, Metazoa, Chordata, Mammalia, Rodentia, Cricetidae. Gene Ontology annotation, cellular component: blood microparticle; haptoglobin-hemoglobin complex; hemoglobin complex. The record is from RefSeq and is a predicted model, not a curated record. Gene Ontology annotation, biological process: hydrogen peroxide catabolic process; oxygen transport.